Nicotiana tabacum (common tobacco) is the source of this 1107-nucleotide messenger RNA. NCBI's taxonomy places the organism in Eukaryota, Viridiplantae, Streptophyta, Magnoliopsida, Solanales, Solanaceae. The record is from RefSeq and is a predicted model, not a curated record.
AUGAUAUUUGAGGAUGCUAACCAGUGGCCGGCUGAGACUAAUGACAGAAGAAAAUCAGUUGGGGUUCACCAGGUGGACUCUAACACAUCUAUGCAAUCCCAGAUAGACACCAUGGCUAAAGAGAUAAGAAAGCUUGCAUUAGCUAAGACCCGAGAUGGUGUGCAAGCAGGCGGAGACACAGUAGAAAAAGAAAGUGAAGAGCAGAAAGGCCAGGGUAGUGGGGUACGGAAGGAGAUUGAAGAAAGUAGACAUAUGCCAGCUCUACCAUUUCCCCAAACAAUGAAGCGGGAAAAACUUGACAAAUAUUUCGGUCGAUUCUUGGAAAUGCUCAAGCAAAUCUAUGUGAACAUUCCCUUCAUGGAGGUACUCACUCAGAUGCCUGCUUAUGCAAAGUUCUUGAAGGAAAUCUUAUCUAGCAAGAGAAAAUUGGAAAAGACAACCGUGGUCAAGUUGAAUGCCCACUGCAGUGCCAUAUUACCAAAUAAAAUUCCCCAAAAGUGUGGUGACCCAGGAAGCUUUACCAUACCAUGCUCGUUGUGGAGUGGAAAAUUCGAUAAGGCCCUCUGCAAUUUUAGUGCGUCCAUAAAGCUUAUGCCUCUGUCUGUAUUCAUAAAACUGGAAGGUGUGCUUGGGGUGAUCAAAUCAAUAUCAGUAUCUCUACAACUGGUUGACCAGACUACCAUUUUGCCUGAGGGAAUCAUCGAGCAUAUUCUAGUACGGGUGGACAAAUUUGUGUUCCCUGUAGACUUUAUUGUGGUGGAUAUGGAGGUGAACAAGGAAGUGCCUCUAAUUCUGGGGAGGCCAUUCUUAUGUACAUGCAAAGCUAUCCUAGAUAUCUAUGAAGGGAAUCUCAUGCUCAGAGAUAAAGAUCCUACAAUAAAGAAAGAGGCUGAAGCACUUGAAAUCGAGGACCAAGCGGUCGAUGAGGAGAGAUUAAAAGAGGAGGCUUCUAAACAUAAUGUGGAACUCAAAGUCCUCCCCACUUACUUAAAAUAUGCUUUUCUUGAUACUCACAAUUUUUCUGUGAUUAUUUAUGCUGAUUUGAUAGGUACACAGAAGCGAAAGCUGGUGGAGCUACUAAAGAAGCACAAGAAAGCCAUUGGCUGA